ACUUUGAAACAUAACCUCACUUAUAAAACACAUCAACAUAGUAUAAAUAAAUUAGAAACAUUUAUAAUUUAUAAAAUGCGUUUAACUCAAAUAUUAUCAGCAAUAAGUAAAUAUUCGAAAGAUUACUCAAAUUUACCUGAUAGAUACAUAAAAAGGUCGAUGGAACAAGUAUACUGGAAAAACCCGAAAGGUAUCCAAUACAAACCUAACGCAGUAGUACAACGCAAAAACUUUAAAAUGACAAUGAAUCGUCCGUGGACUGGACAAUUCCACCAACAAAACACCGCUGGAAGGCAUCAUAAAAAAGUUUUUGUAGAACCCAUAAAAGAUUGGAGUUUCUUUCGAGGUGAUCGCGUUGAAAUUUUAGUUGGUAAAGAUAAAGGUAAACAAGGAAUAGUCAAACAAGUUAUACAAGAAAGGAAUUGGGUGGUUGUUGAAGGCUUAAAUUGUCACCUAAGGAAAGUUGGGGGUGAGAAAAAUUUUUCUGGGGUUUACAUCCAAUCGGAAGCUCCAUUAUUAGUGACAAACCAAGUGUCAUUAGUAGAUCCAGCUGAUUUAAAAUCAACUAAAAUUGAGUGGAGGUUUACUGAAGAUGGACAAAAAGUUCGAGUUUCUGCACGAACUGGAAGAAUUAUUCCCAUUCCUGCAACUUCAGACACAACAGUUGAUUAUAAGACCAAAGGUACUUAUAAAGAACAACCUAAAGAUACAGCGGCUGAUGAUGUUGCUGCUAUUACAUUUGAACCAAAACUAAAAACGUUUGAAAUGGAAAUUAUGGAUAAUAUGGGAAUUAAAGAAGAUAGAGUACCACCUAAAUCUUAUUGGUAUUAAAAUUUAUUUCUUUUAAUAAAAAUGAUUAAUAAAAACAAAUAAAAAAAAA
Molecule: messenger RNA, 880 nt
Organism: Onthophagus taurus
Lineage: Eukaryota; Metazoa; Arthropoda; Insecta; Coleoptera; Scarabaeidae
Gene: mRpL24
Product: mitochondrial ribosomal protein L24
Biological process (GO): translation
Cellular component (GO): ribosome
Molecular function (GO): structural constituent of ribosome; RNA binding
Source: RefSeq, a predicted model, not a curated record